AUGCCUGUAUCGUCACCGCCUAGCUCAGCGACCGCGCCUCCAACGAUAGAGCCAUCGAUUGACGCGCGACUCGAGCUCGAGCAAACCCUCCAAGACCUCAAGAAGCACGCGGCGAACUACGUCAACCUCUCGCGAUUGCACCUCGCGCUCCUGGGCCUCAGCCAGCCCGCAGGCGAGGAAUCCAUCCGCGUCGCCGUGCUCGGGGUCGCCAACGGCAACCGCUCGGGAAAUACUGCCAAAUCGGUCCUGGAGCUGUUGCUCGUGGAUCCGUUGAAGGAAAAAGAAGAGUGGGAGAGGCAAUUGGCACAGCGCCGGCCGGGCUUACCCGUCAUCGUCAAGGUUGGACGGAGGGAUGUGCCUGGUACUGGGGUGAUUGAGCGGAAGGGCAUGUUUGAAGAGGUGCACGUCUCUUCACCCGUUUACGAUGGGUAUAAUCUGGAGCUUCUGUUGAUGGAUGUGAAUGCGCCGUCAGCGGAGGAGGACGCUUCUAUUGAGGAGCAGCUUCUUAACUUGCCCGUGGAUAUCGCUUCCAACACGGGAAAGUUCAGCCCCAUCAUGACGCCUGUUCACAAGGCGCUGCUUGUGGCAGACGGUAUAACUGGGGUACGAUCCGUGACGUCCAUACCGGCCAACGAUGAGAAUAGUGUGAUUCAUUCAGCGAUCAACAUUCCCAGGUAUAACCCUCCUAAAGACGCCGACCUUCCUUUCCAACCUAUCGACGUCACUCAAGCUCAGGAAGGCGUCGAAUUGUUCCGCAAGGAUCUGAAGCAUGCCAUGGACUACGAACGGCUCUGGUUCCAGAGCAACCUUCCUGCCAUUGCUGACUGGCUGAAGACGGGCAUCGAGCAGCAACCCGGCACGACGAAGCCUGCUGUGCGACAGCUCAUCGCCUCAGUCCUCCAAGAGACGGCCUCUUCAGUUGAAGCUGCCGAGUCGCGCCUCCUCGGAGGCAGACUGCGAUUGGCGACUCAAUCGCCCUCAACCAUCGCACUGCAACGGAGCCUGUCUCAAUGGGCUCAAAGCGCCCACGGCGAACUGCAGGAACAGCUUGAUCUCGCCUUCACCGGCCAGCGCUGGAGGAAGCUAGGCUGGUGGAAACUCUUCUGGCGCGUCGACGACGUGACCAUGCUUACCAAUGACAUGCUCAACCAGCAAUUCCUCCCUACAGCCGAGAAGAACCUCGUCUACCUCUCCGGCCAGGUGCGCGGAGCCAUAGCGGCCGCCGCACCCUCCGCCGUGCUGAUCUACCCCCAACCAACCCCUUCUUCCUCCGCCGUCGUGCCGCUCCGCAGGGAAACCAGGUGGCCGACCCACGUCUCCUUCACCCGCCGAUACCUCCAGGAGGAGACCAUCCCCGCUCUUCAAGCCCUCGCGCAGAAGCUCGUCCUCCAGUGCUACACGACGUGUGGUCUCACCACGUCGCUGGCCGGCCUUCUCUACGUUUCUACUUGGACGUCGAGCAUCUACGAGGCCGGUGCCGUGGCGGCUCUGGGUGCCGUUUGGAGCCUGCGAAGGUUGCAGAAGAAGUGGGGGGCUGCGCGGGACUUUUGGGAGGGGGAGGUGCGUGAGGAGGGGAGGAAGGCCGUGAGGGCGGCUGAAGAGAGUAUGGCUGAGGCCCUAGAGGGUGAGUCCCGUUCAAAGGGCGUCAUAGAGGGAGAGGAAGAGUUUGAGAAGGUGCGGGAGCUUGUGGCGAAGGCUGAGGAUGCGCUUGCUCGGAUGAAGUGA
This is a messenger RNA of Scedosporium apiospermum, 1725 nucleotides long. RefSeq lists its product as uncharacterized. Lineage: Eukaryota; Fungi; Ascomycota; Sordariomycetes; Microascales; Microascaceae. The coding region runs from base 1 to 1725 and encodes 574 amino acids. The record is from RefSeq and is a predicted model, not a curated record. The transcript is spliced from 2 exons.